UCGGAAUAUGCGUGCGUUAAAAAUGACGUCCUUACUCUCUGGUUGGUUCUAGUCGAGUGCUGAGUGUAGACAUCUUUAGCUCCAUGUAAAUAUUGUUAGAGAAAUUUACGGAACUCUUUUGGACCUCUCCACACAGGGUGCUGGUUUUAUUUAGGCGCUGUCUGCUGUUAGAGUGCUUCGUGAAAUCGCCCAUAGUGCGACGUAAGCUCUAGAAGGUUCCACAGGGUCAACCACCGGCGUUUGAACAGGAACUGUACAGAGACUAGCCGGACAAGCUAAAUCAUUUACUCCUCUCUAGAUCUAAUAUAUGUUUAUUUAGCUUUAAAAUAAACAAAAAUAGCCAGUCUUUUAACCGUGGACAUGAGGAGUUUGCCGUAUUUUUGCCGAGGACCAGUGAUUCGGGGGUUUGGACGAGGAAGCAAAGAGCUGGGAAUCCCAACAGCAAACUUCCCAGAGUCUGUAGUGGACAGUCUACCUGCUGACAUCAGCACUGGCAUCUACUACGGCUGGGGCCGUGUGAACAACGGAGACAUCCACAAGAUGGUGAUGAGCAUCGGCUGGAACCCUUACUACAAAAACAUCAAGAAAUCCAUGGAAACACAUUUGAUCCACAAGUUUAAGGAGGAUUUUUACGGUCAGAUGUUAAGUGUUGUCAUGGUCGGCUACAUUCGCCCAGAGAGGGGAUUCAGCUCGCUAGAAGAACUCAUCACUGCGAUCCACAACGACAUCGAAGAGGCAAAAAGAAGGUUGGACCUGCCCGAGCAUAUAAAACUGAAAGAAGACAAUUUUUUUAGGACAUCUAUAGCAGCCACAGCAGCCAAUCAGAUCCUGAAUGGUCACUAAAUGGAACUUGCCGCUUUAUCUAGUUUCCCCAUACUUCAGGUUUAUGGGGGUGAACCCACUGUAACAUAUGCAUUGAUGCAUUAUUUUUGUACUAUUUCAUCUUUCAGAAAGGUUUACACAUUAGUUUGACUGGUGCAGACCCUGACUGGCUCGUCCAGGGUUUUUUUUUUUCUUUUUUCUUUUUAAUUUUAUGGAAGACGAAGCAUGAAGGACGGGUUGCGCUGGUUUUUACAGAGAAAUGAAGUUACCUCGGGCCAGUUUAGACCGCCAACAGAUGGUUUUAAGAUGAGAAGCCAGAAACUUCCAGGACUUGAGACUUGUCUAGGCCGGGUCUUUUUAGAUCACUGAUAUUAGCGUACACAAUCCAAGAAAUAUCUGAAAUUACUCAUAUGCUUGAUGACUUGCGAUAAAUUGUAUUUUUAAGAGCUUGGGAUGUAUUUCCUUAUAAAUAGUAGAGUUUUAUUGUAACAGAUGUACUCUGCGUUUAACACUGGAGAUGCUACAUUUGCAAGUGAUGGUUUGUUUAUUAUUUUAAUUUGAUUAGUGUAGACGGAUUAUGCUUUAUGUAAUCAAAGUGAAGGAUCAGUGGGUUUUAAAAUAUAACCCAGAGUCCAGAAAGGGUGUGAUUGUUUAAUUUGGGUACAGUGCUGGAAUUUCUGUCCACCCAAUCUAAUAUAUUUAUUACUGAGCUCUUCUUGUUAUUUACCGGGUUAGACUGGUCACUUGAACUGAAAUCAUUUAAUCCAAACCUCAGUAGCUGAAACACAACUAAGACUAUACAUUUUAGCUUGUCAGUGUCUGAUAAAUAAUACACACUCAUUGAGCACUUUAUUAGGAACACUACACUGUACUAAUACUGUGUAUGGCCUCUGAAAACGUCUGCCAUGUUUGUGUGUUUUGCAAGGCUGUUUUGAAAAUGUUUGUGUGUUUUGCAAGGCUUUUCCGCUCACCGCAGGUGUACAGAGUGGUUAUCUGUGUUCCUGUAGCUUUUCUGUCCAUUUAAACCAGUCUGGCUAUGCCUUGUUGUCAUUCCCUCUCAUCAGUAAGAUGGUACUAUCCACAGAAAUGCUGCACUAGAUAAUCCUGUGCAUGAAAAUAUCGAGAAAAUCAGCAGUUAGAGAAAUACUCAAACCAACCCAUCUGGUACCAACAAUCAUGACAGAGAUUACCUUUUUCCCAAAUUUUUGAUGACUGUUGUGAACAUUACCUGCUGCUGGUAAUACCGGUUCAUAUAUGCAUGAUUUCAUGCUUUGCACAGCUGCCACAUGAUUGGCUGAAUGAAUGAGUGUUCCUAAUAAAGUACAUCUGCUAUUCUAGUUUAAACAUAA
This is a messenger RNA of Hemibagrus wyckioides, 2171 nucleotides long. RefSeq names its product riboflavin kinase (gene rfk). Lineage: Eukaryota; Metazoa; Chordata; Actinopteri; Siluriformes; Bagridae. Gene Ontology annotation, molecular function: riboflavin kinase activity. The transcript is spliced from 4 exons. The record is from RefSeq and is a predicted model, not a curated record. The coding region runs from base 361 to 843 and encodes 160 amino acids. Gene Ontology annotation, biological process: FMN biosynthetic process; riboflavin biosynthetic process. Gene Ontology annotation, cellular component: mitochondrion.